AUGCUGGCAUGUGGAAAUGGUCACAUUGAAAUAGUUGAACUGUUGCUAAAGGAAGACAUUAAUCGUAAUGCUAAAGAGAAAAAUGGUCAAAAUGCUUUCAUGCUGGCAUGUGGAGAAGGUCACACUCAAAUAAUUAAACUGUUGCUGAAGGAAAAUCUUGAUCCUAACGUUAAAGAGAAAGAUGUGGAACUCUUGCUUAAUGAACAAAUUGAUCCUAAUGUUCAAAAAAGUGACGGAUUCAAUGGUUUUAUGCUGGCUUGUCAAAAUGGUCAUGCUCAAAUAGUCGAACUAUUGCUUAAUAAAAAGGUAGAUCCUAAUGUUAAAGACAAAGAUAGUUUGAAUGCUUUUAUGCUGGGAUGUGAAAAUGGUCAUAUACAAAUAGUGGAACUGUUGCUUAAACAAAUUGAUCCUAAUGUUCAAAGGAGCGAUGGAUUGAAUGGUUUUAUGCUGGCUUGUCAAAAUGGUCAUGCUCAAAUAGUUGAGCUGUUGCUACAGGAACAAGUAAAUCUCAAUCAUAAUAUUCAAGACAAGAAAGGAUAUACACCUCUGAUGAUCGCUAGUGUUAAUGGUCAUAAGGAUAUAGUUGAAUUAUUAUUAGACUGGUUAGCUGAUCCAGAAGUUAAAGCAAGAGAUGGUAGUACUGCCCUAACAUUAGCUAAAACUGAAGACAUAGCUGAUAUACUUCAUUCUUUAGACAAGUAUUCAAGUAAAAAAUCACUCAAUGGUAGUUCAGCAAGAUCCUCAGAUGGUCAUUCAUCAUUCAGUCGCUGA
Amphimedon queenslandica is the source of this 771-nucleotide messenger RNA. RefSeq names its product putative ankyrin repeat protein RBE_0220. Gene Ontology annotation, molecular function: protein binding. The record is from RefSeq and is a predicted model, not a curated record. The transcript has 2 exons. The coding region runs from base 1 to 771 and encodes 256 amino acids. NCBI's taxonomy places the organism in Eukaryota, Metazoa, Porifera, Demospongiae, Haplosclerida, Niphatidae.